This is a messenger RNA of Populus nigra (black poplar), 1075 nucleotides long. Its product is annotated as transcription repressor OFP16-like. The record is from RefSeq and is a predicted model, not a curated record. The coding region runs from base 71 to 949 and encodes 292 amino acids. Lineage: Eukaryota; Viridiplantae; Streptophyta; Magnoliopsida; Malpighiales; Salicaceae. Gene Ontology annotation, biological process: negative regulation of DNA-templated transcription. The transcript has a single exon.
GUCCCCAUUUACAGUCUUUUACUUCUGUCCAGUCGCCGUUGAACUAAAAAUACAAAAGACUAAUUACAACAUGCGCCAUCAAGGCAUUAACCAUGAUGGACCCUCCUCUCCAUCACAAUUAAAACACUGCUCAACCCCCCCAUUUUGUUAUCGUUUCUGUUCCUUUGAUUCACCUUCACACUCCUCUCUUUCUUUCCUGCACAAUCACAGAAACAAAAUAAUGGCAGGCACAAUAGGAAGAAACCUCAAUCUAUGCUUCACUAAGAUCAGACGUCCACUACCACCCCAUGAUCAUCAAUCCCCCACUACCCUACUAACCCCAGAUGAUCACAGCCAUACAUUCCUCAUAAAAAACUAUAAUUCCCUCUAUGACCCCACCAUUGAUUCCGCCUCCACCACCACUUCUUCCAGCUCCUCCUCCUCCUCUGAACCUGACUUCGCUACCGUCUACGCCUCUCAGCGCUUCUUCUUCUCCUCCCCUGGCCGCUCCAACUCCAUUAUUGAAUCCACACCGUCCAUCGUCACUUCCUCAGACUCAUCAGACAAUCCAGGAAUGACAAGUCUGACAACGAAUCCCUCCAAUGACAAGUCUUUGUUGGUUGAUAGGUGUAAUAAUAUUACUCAUCCCCAGUUAUUAAAAUCCCCAACCGUUAAAGACAGUGUUGCUGUCCCCACCUACUCACCGGACCCGUACAUGGACUUCCGGCGAUCCAUGCAAGAGAUGGUGGAGGCACGUGACUUGGUGGACGUCAACGCUAAUUGGGAGUAUUUGCACGAGCUACUAUCGUGUUAUCUUGAUCUUAAUCCUAAGAGUAGCCACAAGUUCAUUGUUGGAGCUUUUGCUGAUCUUCUUGUUAGUCUUUUGUCAUCGCAAAUGCCAGAAGAUGCUGGCCGCCGGGGAGAGGAUUUUUCCUCCGGUAGCUGUGGGAUUUCGCGGCAGUGCAUGUAAUGUAGUAUGUGGUGUGUCGGAAAAUGAUUGUCUAAUCUUGUUACCUUUAAUUUAGCAAUAUAUAUGUGUGCGGGGGGACAAAAUUGAGCCUCCCUUUGUCUUCUAUUAUAACACCUUAUCCCCUCA